GUAGGCACACAGAAAGAAGAGCUUUUACAGAGUACAGAGCAAGAGGAAAAGCGACUCGAUGUCUCUGCUCAGCAUUUGCACCAGUUCCGAGAGUGUGACAGUGUGUGUGGGUGUGUGUAUGUGAUAGAAAAGCCUCGCGCGCGCUCUAGAUUGGACUUUAAAUGUAAAACACGCUCAAAAAAAAAAAAAGUUUGCGCGACUAAAAGUUUUUUUUUUUUUUACGUAGAAACCCGUAUUUCGUAUUUUUGGAUGCACGCGUGAUUUUUUUUCUUUUUUUUUUUCGAACAAAUAUAUUUUAUUCAUAUCGGGUAUUUUCCGAAGUGAUUCACUGAAUGAGCAACACUAAGCAUGGCUCUGAGUUCAGUGUUACAACACCGCUAAGAAGGAGGAAGAGGAGGAGGAGGAAGGCUAGAAAGUCUCGAGCUGAUUGUGUGUUUGAAUAAUGCCGAUAGAGAGAGUGGACAUGGAGGAGAAACUGCGCAUUUUGGAGGACCUGAACAUGCUGUACAUCCGCCAGAUUGCCCUGAGUUUACAGGACAGCGACAUCCAGAAGAAGAUCGACCAUGAGAUCCGGAUGCGAGAGGGAGCGUGUAAAUUGCUGGCCGCUUGUUCACAGAGGGAUCAGGCGUUGGAGGCUUCCAAAAGUCUGCUCACGUGUAACUCUCGGAUCAUGGCGUACAUGUCCGAGCUGCAGCGCAUGAAAGAAGCGCAGGUCAUGCAGCGGGUGGCACGGAGGUCAUCAGAUGCAGGCCCGAUGGACGAUCGAUCUCCAUGUAAAGGCAAAGUUGCAAUUUCAGAUCUUCGAAUCCCCUUGAUGUGGAAAGACACAGAGUACUUUAAAAACAAAGGAGAGCUCCACCGCUGUGCUGUGUUCUGUCUGCUGCAGUUAGGCGGGGAAAUCUUUGACACAGACAUGGUGAUGGUGGACAGAACCCUCACGGACAUUUGCUUCGACAACACCAUAGUCUUUAAUGAAGCGAGCCCAGGUUUUGAGCUGAGGUUAGAGCUGUACAGCUGCUGCACAGAAGACGAUUACUCAGCGGGCAAUACACCACGCAAGCUGGCCAGCAAGCUGAGCUCGUCCCUGGGACGCUCAUCUGGAAAGAAGAUGCGUGCAGGGCUGGAGUCUGGAGCCUGCAGCCCCAUCAGCAACGGGGGCAACGCACAACUGCUGCUUCCUGUCCCACCUGUGCCAGGACCCAAGUACCAUCUCCUGGCUCACACCACUCUCACUCUGUCCCAUGUUCAGGACAGCUUCCGCACACAUGACCUCACCAUAACUGGCAACGAGGAGUGUUCAUACUGGUUGCCGUUGUAUGGAAGCGCAUGCUGUCGUCUGGCCGCUCAGCCCCUCUGUAUGACCCAGCAGAUGCUUAGCGGAUGCCUCAGGGUGAAGCUUGGUGGGGAUCCUAAAGGAUGGACGAAAGUUUACGGUGUCCUAAAGGGGACAAACCUCUUCUGUUACCACCGACAAGAAGAUUUGGAGGCCAAUGUCGAGCCUUUAUUAACGAUCAGCAUUAACAAAGAGACGAGAAUACGAGCAGCAGAAAGAGACCCCCAAAGCAAAGCUCAGAGUAUCUGCGUCAGUAACCAGUAUGGAGGAGAGGAGGUCACGCACACGCUAGUGACAGACAGUCGAGAGGACACACAGCGCUGGAUGGAGGCCUUCUGGCAGCAGUUCUUUGACAUGAGCCAGUGGAAGCAGUGCUGUGAUGAGCUGAUGAAGAUCGACCUGCCUUCACCACGCAGACCUGCUCUGGUUACAACCAAACAGGGCUCGCUCUACCAUGAGAUGGUUAUUGACACAUCUGAUGACAUCAGUGCCGUCACCGAUAUCCUGACGAGGCGUAUUGAGGAGUUUGAGUUUCAGACCCCGCCGCACUGGAUGUACUUGUUUAAGGAAGAGCCUCCCGGUAGCCCCAAAAACCUUCGGCAAGGCUCUCCACGCCACUCUCCCAGUCCCCGCUGUCACCGGCCUCAUGCACUGCUCUCCUCUGAGGCCAGCCUGGCCUCAGACACCUCCAGCCCCUGCAGCUCUAGCCCAUGCUCGCCCCACUACCUCGCCUCUAACCGUUUCCGCCCUCGUACACUUUCCCUGGAUGCCAAGCUGUCCACGCUGCGAGGAAGAAACUACGGGGGACUCCACUGUUCGUGCCAACCGCCAUCAUCCAGCUCGCUCCAUCAGCAAGCUCCGCCUCUUUCCUGCUCAAGCUCCACUUCUAGUAACAGCUCGAGCGAAGGGAGUAACAGCCCAGAAUCGGAUCUCGCCUUCUCGCGACCUUCCGGGGCACGGCGCAGCCUGAGGAACCUCCGAGCAAAGCUGGACCCCAGAAACUGGCUACAAAGUCACAUUUAGAUCCUUCAGAUCCUUCCAUCUUGAGGAAAGAAUUUCUUACAAAAUUACCUACAUCCCAACCAUUCAGUCCUUAAAGAGUAACUCUUUGGAAGAGAAGGUUUAACUGUAUACCUGUACUCAGAAUGAUGGACAAAGGUUGCAGUUAAUGGGAGAGUAUCUGAAAAUAGGUUCUACAACGUGGUGAUGAAUAAUUAUUUAACUGUGGUUUGAUAGCAGUUUAAUGUAAUACGCAAGUCCUGUGAUUCUGCACCUCAAACUGGAGUUCGGUAUUCCUAUCAGUCAGUUUGCUCCUCCAAUCUCCUGGACUAAUGAUCUGCAGUUAGUUGCAGCAGCGGAACUGGUAGAUAAUAUUAAGUUUAACUAAAAAAAGAAAUCAUUGGUAACUUAACAGCCUCUAAACUUUAAUUUACAAAACAAGCUACUGAAAAUUGCUUUACUAAAAAAAUGUUUUUUUUAAAAAACAAACAAAUAGUUUAAAGCUUAAACCGUGCAGCCGCCAUUUUAUAGGCGCAGCGCUGUACAAAAUGUUCACAAUGUUACUUUACUAUAGUUUAGUCUUAUUAUGCAGAUCAAAUUAACAGCAGCUUUUUAGACGUUUUUUCAUUAUUCAUUUUGUAAAACAAUUUCUUAGACAUGCAUUAUUUUAAUGAAAAAACAGUGGAAAAAGGAAACACUAGCUACCUUAUCACAUGUUUUGAUGAUCGAACCUGAUCGGCCUGAUUUUUCCAACCAAAACAUCCAUCCAGCAGUGAUGUAUUCCUAAACUGUUACUGAUGAGGUGCUGGGUGAGGAUUUACACAUUACGUACAAGCUGCAACAAAGUGUUUAAAAUCAUGACACCGGUGUUGUGCUGAUAGUCAUUGUACUCCCAUGUUAGCGUAAAUGUUUGAGCAGCGGUCAUCUGGUGCUCACUUUCCACUGAUUGACAAGAAGAAAAAAACUGACAAAUUGUCCGUACAUAUUAUAUACACAACAGGCACCAAUCCACUACGUCUGCUAGUUGUGCACCUUACAGUAAGUUAAUGGGUUGUUGGGUUAAAAAAAAAAGGUACUGACUAUUCCUUUACCAUUCAUAUACUCCAUCAGUGUACCUUUAAAAAUUAUUGUAUGUAAAUAUUAUCUUCAAAAGGUAUAGCUUAGUACUCUCUUUCAAAUAGUGUGUGUGUGCCACUCAAAACUAUAUCCAACUAAAGUUUAACCGGUUGCUGAAUUUGGUGCAGUAGUUUAUCACUUUUACGAAAUGUACAUUUCUUAGAACAAUGCAAGCUUUAGAAAUUAUGGAUUACAAAUCAGGAAUUUUCAGUAUGUAACCAGUUCUCAUUAUGUUGCAGGCUGCUGUAGUGAAGGUGCUCCCGAUUGCAGAAACGCAACGGGUCAGAACGUAUCAGGUGUUGUAAUAUUACCCCGGUGUAUAUGAAACGUACAUGACUAUGCAACUGUUUUCCAGUUUAAUGCGCUACCUGCAUCAUCAGUGCAGUUUGCUUCUUGUGAUUUUAGCACUUUUCAUAAGCUAUCAAUGGGAAAAUUGAGGUCAAAAGUUAUUUUGUCAUUUGUAUGCUUCAUGCUUUAUACAUACAAGAGGUCGCUAUUGAAAUGAUCAAAAUCUAGUCUACACUAGACACCUCCAGUAAUGAACAAGCUGAUACCUGAAUAUACAUAUGUACAUCUCAGGAUUGUCGUUUUUCAAAGUGGGGCAUAAGUCGCGCAUACGUAAAUAAUAAGCACACAAUGUGUUAAAUAUAGUGUGUGGUGCGGUGGGUCUGUGUUCUGUUUCAGUUGUACUGACAAAUACAUCAGUAUGGUGGACGUUAUAGUGAACUUGUACACUGUAUUACGAUACUGAAUUGAAAUUAUUAACUAAUUCUGCUUUUCAUUGCUAAUUAAGAGCCACCAAGGUCAACUUUGAACCUGUAAAGUCAUUCAGUCUGUGUUGUAAAGUUUUGUAAAUUAACAGCUUUAUUUCUUGCCUUUGUUCAAACUGUAUUUUAUCUUAUCCUUUAUCUUUAUUUUUAUUUUUUGUUAUAAAUAUAGCUAUUGAGAUAUUUUAUCAGAUGACUAUACUGUAGGUCUAACUAUUCUGGUAGAUAAUAUUAAGUUUAACUUGGAGAUGAGCAUCCUGUCAGCAGGCUGUCUGCAUGCACAUUGCCAUUGGAGUGAAAACUAACUCAGCAUGUAGAAUAAUGAUAAUAGAAAAGCAGAUUAUUAAAAAGCUAUAAAUAA
Messenger RNA from Clarias gariepinus (North African catfish), 4576 nucleotides. It is a transcript of the gene rtkna, whose product is annotated as rhotekin a. The transcript has 12 exons. Gene Ontology annotation, biological process: mitotic cytokinesis; actomyosin contractile ring assembly; signal transduction. The record is from RefSeq and is a predicted model, not a curated record. Bases 443 to 2356 code for a protein of 637 amino acids. Gene Ontology annotation, cellular component: actomyosin contractile ring. Lineage: Eukaryota; Metazoa; Chordata; Actinopteri; Siluriformes; Clariidae.